Molecule: messenger RNA, 984 nt
Organism: Protobothrops mucrosquamatus (brown spotted pit viper)
Lineage: Eukaryota; Metazoa; Chordata; Lepidosauria; Squamata; Viperidae
Gene: HTD2
Product: hydroxyacyl-thioester dehydratase type 2
Exons: 1
Source: RefSeq, a predicted model, not a curated record
UUGGAUGAAGAAUAUGCAAAGAAAUCAAGAUUUGGGAGAACAGUUGUACAUGGUGUUUUGAUCAAUGGACUUAUUUCAGCUGUCCUAGGUACAAAAAUGCCUGGGCCUGGGUGUAUCUUCCUUUCUCAGGAAAUUAAUUUUCCAUCUCCUUUAUAUGUUGGAGAAGAAGUCUUGGCUUCAGCAGAAGUGAAGAAACUGAAGAGAUGUCUUGCUUAUAUUACAGUGUCAUGUACAGUUGUCCAAAGUGGCAAAAUUGUCAUGGAAGGUAUUGUUAAAGUUGUAGUGCCUGAAGAUUCCAAACCUGCGAUCUGAUUGUAUGGUGUAUCCUAUUGGCAGCUGAGGUUAUAACAAGAUGUCCUUUUAGCUAUAAUCAGCUAGUUACCUAACUCUGUGAGGAAUUUGAAACAGUUUAAUUCCAACAUUUUGAUGUUGGUCUCUGACUUAAAAGAUAGCUUUGCCUUUUCUCAGUGUGAGGGUUGUUAGGGAGAUAGAAUGAGAGUUUCAGAAGAAUGCUGAGAUAGAAAUCAGCAUUUAAAAUGCCUUGAGUUGCUUAAUUUGGAUUUAUAUAUUGGACAGAUUUAGGGCUUCUCAUGUUGAGUUUGACCAGUGACUACAUUAGCUCUACAUUUUUACCAAUAAAUAAUAAAUAAUAACUGUCAGCCAGGUGACAGUUUUAUACCUUAGGCAGUUGGUGCAAUCUAUCCUCCUAACAUUAACUAGAAGCACAUUGUAGAUCUGUCCCCUGCUUCCUCCCAUGUAGGUCAUUUAUAUAAAUAUGUUUGAUAUAAUCUGAUAAAUAAGAUUAAGAACUUAAUGUGAUUUCCUCAGAUUCUCUUCCUGAAAAAUUCAGUACAAGCCUGGUAUUCUCCUUAUACAAAGAAACACUUGACUUCUCUGGAAUGUUCUUAUUCUCAACUACAGUUUUAUCUCUGUUUUGUAUUAACUUUCCUAAGUGAUGAUAAAAGAAACUUGUAUUGUUGCUCU